Molecule: messenger RNA, 2610 nt
Organism: Symbiodinium sp. CCMP2456
Lineage: Eukaryota; Dinophyceae; Suessiales; Symbiodiniaceae
Source: the annotation of a GenBank genome assembly
AUGUUCACCAUGGGCAGCCCCUUUCCUUUUCUGCAACCGGUGACGGCUCCAAGUUUGCCGGCUCCACCCUUCACAGCACUGGAGGAAGAAGAUGUGGAGGAAGAGCUGGAAGACCUGCCUGCAGCGGAGAAGGAGCUGGAUCCUCUGCGUAAUGCGAGGAUCCGGCGUGAGGUAAACGGCAGAGCCUUCACGGGAUGCGUAGAGGACAUUGAGCAAGGUAAGGUCACUCAUGAAAGACUGUAUCGAAUAAAAUAUGAGGAUGGCGACCUGGAGCACCUGACAGCGGAGCAGGUGAGAGAAAUGACGCUCGAAGAUGACGAAGAGGAUGAGAUGCGAUCCGGGAGCAGCCGAUUCGGGGUCGAUGAUGACUACAGUGACUACGGCAACUGUGGCUCUCUUUCAGAUCCUGACCGAAGGCAGUUAGGGCUUCAUUAUGGCUACAAAGACUACGACUCCGAAAGUUUCUACGGCGGGCCGGAGCUCUCUGACGAGGAGUUGAGCAAGAUGGCCGUUAGUCAUGCAAGAGCUCUUCGACCCAAAAAUCCGACCGUUGCAGAGAUGCUUGACGAGCUCGCGUUUGCUCGCUGGAUCUUCCUACGCAGCAGCCGUCUGCCUCUGGAGGCGCAGCACUUCAUCCGCUCCUUCCUCCCAAGCCCAACCGCAGAGCUCGCUGGCCGACAGAUCCUUGGCCUCCACGACGGGCACGACUUUGUCUUCCGCUCCAUGGCGUCUUUGCCAGCCGGCAAGCUGAUGUGCCAAGUGGGUGGCGACCAAGUGUGGUCUUUGGCAGACCAUUGCAGGAGCCUCAACUGCCCCGUCUCUGAAGAAGCGCCGGUGGCCCUUGCCACCCGCGGUUGGUAUGAUGACUUCUGCCGGUGCGAGCCUCUUCGUCCUCUACCGGCGGAGUUCGCCGUGCUGGUUCCAGGCGAUGCGUCGCCUGCAGGCUCCUUCUUCGACCUGAUGGGGUCAGCCGAGGGCUGGUUCGACGACGUAGUCUACGAGGAAGAGAGCGAUCACGAAGACUGGCCGGCUCCCAGACAAGGUCAGAUUCCUCGAGACCCUGAGCGCCACGUUCGAGAGGGAGGAGCGAAACGGGCUUGCCCUGCGAGGCUGCCGCUGGAUGUGGACCUGCAAGACGAGUUAGAGCGUCAUUGUGACCACGAAGUAGAGCACGACAUCGAUGACGAGCCUUGGAGCCAAAGGAUCCGCCACCUUCUUCGCCAGGGCGCAAACCCGAUGCUUGACAUUACAGAAGUCGGGUCACAAAAGACGCUAUCUCCACUCGAGAAGGUCGGUAAAUCCAAAGCAUCACUGCAAACUCACCUGGACGACCUUCGCAGCGGCCGACUCUGCCGGCACCAGGUGCACUUCUGGUUGAGGUAUGCCGACAGCAUCGAAGGCGUCGAGGAGUACUUGGAGGACUUCAUGGCCCAACUGGCGUACCUUGAUGAAGUCCGCGGACUUCUCUCGGCUGCUGUCAAGGUCUGGGAAGGAGCUGCAACCGCGCCCUCCAUGUUUUGUUCCAGUGACUGCUUGUAUGGCCGUGGGGUCCUGCGUCCCAACAAUGCUUGCUUACUUCAAGCUGUGGAUGCCGCUCCAGACGCGGUUCUUUCAUCAGAUGAAGACUUGCUAGCUUUCGCGGAGAGGAUGUGGAGCUUGCAGCAGAGCUGGAAGGCAGCACCUGGGCAACUUUGCUGCCGCGAAGCAGAGGAGGAAGCCAUGCUGCACGAGAAUCACCGAGCCCAACAGCAGCGAGCCUCAGAACAAAAGCAGCGCGCCGAGGAGCAGCGCCAGCAGAGGCACCGCCGACCACUAUCGGACUUCCUGAGUGGGGCCAUGGAAACGCGCAGCGACGACUUCCUAGGUGGUCUGGCCCAGGCGUGCAGAGACCUCCUCCACCUCCGCUCGAAGGUGUCUCGUGUGGAGGCCUUCACCCAGGUGGAACGAGCAGAGCUGGUGGCCGCCUGCUCGCAGCAGCUGGAUCGGCUGACACGGUCUCGCGAGGGCAAGACUGCGGCGCGUUUGCAUCGCGUCCGGGAGGUAGCUGAGGCACGCGAACGCCUGCGGACGGCUGCCUGUGAGGCGGGCUGUCGCGCGAAGCUGCAGGACCAGGCAGGCGCCUUCGCAGUGGCAUGGAAGGCGAAACAAGACUCGCAGCUCCGAGCCUUGCAGGAGAGGGCGCGACGAUCCUGCCUGACCCUGGAGGCCAAAGGCCUGGACCAGGCGCGGCAGAGGCUCAGCGAAGCCAUGGCAGAGGCCCAGCGCCAGGAGCAAGCCGAUGCUUCUGGGACAUGGCAGGGGGCGAGGAUGCCCAGCGCAGUUCUGGAGGAGACCUCGCGGACGAAGGCACAGGACGACCUCCGCGGCGCCGUGGAAGAGGCCGAGGUCCUGUGCAAACUGGAGGCAGCCGCAGCGGAUCGCGCGGAAGACGGGGCGAGCGAGGCCGAGGAGGUCUUCACCACCAUACUUCAACGCGCUUUGAAGGAGCAGCGGACCAAGGAUCUGGACGAGUUGGAGACACCCUCGCAGGGCGCUCUUUGUUCACCUGGCGGCAUGUGGGCUUCGCUGGGACGAGACGGCAGUCGCUUGGAGAAUUGCUCCGAGGGCUAG